Molecule: messenger RNA, 1734 nt
Organism: Neltuma alba
Lineage: Eukaryota; Viridiplantae; Streptophyta; Magnoliopsida; Fabales; Fabaceae
Product: cytochrome P450 94A2-like
Exons: 2
Coding region: 34-1620 (528 amino acids)
Molecular function (GO): heme binding; monooxygenase activity; iron ion binding
Source: RefSeq, a predicted model, not a curated record
AUUACAUUACUCAUACCAUUUGUUCGAGGCAGCAUGGAACUUGAUUUUGGACUUGUCGUCUCCUCGUUUCUCUUGGGACUCACUCUUCUUCUCUUGUUCUUAUCCUCCCGCAGAGCCCACACCACCACCCACCCUCCCUCCUCCGCCGUCAUCCCUAAAGCUUAUCCUCUCAUUGGCUCCGUUUUCUCCGUCGCCUCCAACAAACACCGCCGUGUCCUCUGGAUCGCCGACAUCCUCCGCCACACUCCCUCCUCCACCUUCACCCUCCACCGCUCUUUUGGCUCCCGCCAGGUUUUCACCGCCAAUCCCGCCGUCGUCCAACAUAUUCUCAAGACCCACUUCCCCAUCUACCACAAAGGCCAUAAUCUCCACCGAGCGCUCGGCGAUUUCCUUGGGAAUGGUAUCUUCAACGCCAAUGGUGACAACUGGAAGUUCCAGAGACAGCUCUCCAGUCACGAGUUCAACACCAGAUCUCUGCGUAAAUUCGUCGAGACCGUCGUCGACGCCGAGCUCUCUGACCGCCUCAUCCCCAUUCUCUCUUCUGCCGCAGCCGGCGACCCCGUUGUUCUUGAUUUGCAAGAUAUCCUCCAACGAUUUACAUUCGACAACAUUUGCAGGAUAGCGUUCGGCUUCGACCCUGCGUACUUGCUGCCCUCUCUUCCAGAAACCAAGUUCGCCAGGGCUUUCGAAGAGGGUACUAAGCUCAGCAGCGAAAGGUUCAACGCUGCGAUUCCUCUAGUCUGGAAGAUCAAGAAGCUCCUCGACAUUGGGUCAGAGAAGCGACUCCGAAUCGCUAUCUCGGAAGUGCGCGACUUGGCCACAAGAAUCGUCAGAGAGAAGAAGCAAGAACUUCGAGAGAAGGCCUCGCUGGAUUCAGUGGACCUGCUGUCGCGGUUCUUGAAUUCCGGCAUCUCAGACGAAGAUUUCGUAACGGACAUAGUGAUAAGCUUCAUAUUAGCGGGUCGGGACACAACGUCGGCGGCCCUGACGUGGUUUUUCUGGCUGCUGCGGAAGCACCCAAACGUGGAGAAGGAGAUUAUAAAGGAGAUCAAACAAAAAUCAGACGCCCACGUCUACGACGAAGUGAAAGACAUGGUUUACACGCACGCCGCGCUGUGUGAGAGCAUGAGGCUGUACCCGCCGGUGCCCGUGGACACAAAAGAAGCGGCGAUAGACGACGUGUUGCCGGACGGGACAUUUGUGAAGAAAGGGACGAGAGUGGCGUAUCACGUGUAUGCAAUGGGAAGGUCCGAAAAGCUCUGGGGCUCUGACUGGGCGGAAUUCCGACCGGAGAGGUGGCUGAAGGUGGUGGAGGGGCCGGAUGCGGAAGGCACGAAGUGGAAAUUUGUGUCGACGGAUCCGUUUACGUACCCAGUAUUCCAGGCGGGGCCCCGAGUGUGUCUGGGUAAAGAGAUGGCGUUCUUACAGAUGAAGAGAAUAGUGGGCGGAGUUCUGAGGAGGUUCAGGGUGGUGCCGGCCGCGGCGGAAGGGGUGGAGCCGGUAUACAUUGCGCAUUUAACGUCGCUGAUGAAAAAUGGGUUCCCUGUGAGGAUCGAGGAACGAAGCGAUAUCGCCGUUAAUUCUAUAUGGUUGAAAAAUACAUAUGGAUUAGAGUGUUAGGCUGCGGUCUUGUGUGUGAUUCAGAAAACCUGGAACCGUGUGAACAUCGAUUGUGCUUCAUCAUUGUCUCUGUCUCAUGUGUCGGUAAUUAAUAAAAAACGUGUUUGAUCGUUU